Messenger RNA from Boeremia exigua, 2624 nucleotides. Its product is annotated as P-loop containing nucleoside triphosphate hydrolase protein. The record is from RefSeq and is a predicted model, not a curated record. Gene Ontology annotation, molecular function: helicase activity. Gene Ontology annotation, biological process: regulatory ncRNA-mediated post-transcriptional gene silencing. The coding region runs from base 10 to 2565 and encodes 851 amino acids. The transcript has 2 exons. Lineage: Eukaryota; Fungi; Ascomycota; Dothideomycetes; Pleosporales; Didymellaceae. Gene Ontology annotation, cellular component: cytosol; P granule.
ACUCAACGAAUGGAACCUCGAUUCGACGUUUACGCAAGGUCAUACGUCCCAUCGGCUCUGCGAACCGUCAAUCAGGAGCCAGUAAACGAAACACUUGUUACUGAAGCAAAGCACAGAAUAGACUACCAAGCGUAUGUCAAAGCGUUCACGGGGAGUGACUUUCUCGUCCAUCAGGGUACUUGGGACCAUGAAGUGUCCGCCGAUGGCCAGUCACCGACAGCAGAGCUUACAGUGCAGUCUUACGUAUCGUUAUUCGCAGGAUUGUUGCAGCGUGAAUGCGCAGCAAAAGAGAAACAAAACGAACAAUUUGCUUUGUAUCAGGUUCCAUUGCAGAUGAUUGCUGGACCACAUAUCCCCCGCCUUUGGGCGCUAUCUGUCCCCGGAUUACGAGAGGACAAACCGCUGAUCGAAAUGGGCGAUACCCUGAACAUACGUCAACUUUGGGUUGAUCGCAGUAGCAAGUUGAUCCAGAUGCCUACUAUGUUCUCAGGGGAAAGUGGACCUUACGUCGCCUACAAGCCCUGGACUGGGCUACAAUACAAUGCCUGCGUUUACAGCGUAAGCAGGGUUAACGAAACCGUUUAUUUGAAGGUGGACGGCCUGGAGAUCCUCGCCCAAUACAACGUCUUACCCAUGGUAGUGAACGUUGUCUUUCCUCUCCAACAACGAACAUUGAAAGCCCAGCGUAGCGCUCUGUUGUCUGUGAGCAGAAGUUCGAAACCACUGGAUCUCUCAUCCACUGUGCGAGAUGAUUGGAUACGCAAGACGCUAUUUCCCGUUGAGGGCCAUGGCCGUCUUCAGACGGCAUUGAGAAACAUCCCUCAUCGCGCUCUGUUCGAUCACGCCAUCAAUUACGAGCAAGCGCAUGCCGUGAACUCGGUAUGUGCUUUCGACUACGGUAUUACACCGUAUAUUAUCAGUGGGCCGCCAGGCAGCGGCAAAACAAAGACGCUGGUUGAGAUAGCCAUGCAGCUACUAAAUACCACGACUGUGGCCCAUCUGCUGAUAUGCGCGCCCUCUGAAGCUGCAGCGGACACUCUUGCCCUAAGGUUGAAAUGUUACUUGACCCCCAAGCAGCUCCUACGUCUCAAUGCACCAAAUAGAGCUGACAACGAAGUGUCACCUGGACUGUUGCAGUACUGCUUCAGUCGAAACAAUAUGUUCUACCUGCCGCCGUUCAAGUCACUUAUGUCAUUCAGCGUAGUAGUGACAUCAAAUCGAGAUGUAGCUAUGCUAGCUGAAGCUCGCUUGACGAAUGCGGACCUUUGGACUAUGGAGCGCGACAUGGUGUCAGCAUUACACCCGGGAGAGAAGCCAUCAAUACCAACUCUUCAUUGGGGCGCGUUACUGCUCGAUGAAGCUGCCCAAGCAACUGAGAUAGAUGUUCUGCCAGCUAUCAGCGUUAUCAACCCGCCGUCCGACUAUCCUCACGAUCAACUCCAACCACGUCUAGUGAUGGCAGGCGAUGAGCACCAACUAGGUCCACGUACAGCCUCUCAGGACCCAGCGUUCUCAACAUCCCUUUUCGCGCGCCUCUUCUCACGUUCUCUCUACGUAGAUCAUCCCCUUAGCCGAUCCAAGGUGAAACCAUCAUCGGGUCCACCGGUCCUAAAACGCUCUAUGCUACCCAUUUUAUACCCAUCGUUCACGAACCUGGUCCGCAAUUACCGCUCACACCCGGCCAUUCUGAGUGUCUCGUCCUCGGUCUUCUACCACGAUACGCUGAUACCAGAAGCUGCCUUUCCACAUACCCCAUUGCAGUCGUCCUCGUUGUGGCGAGGCCGGAAAUGGCCGGUCUUGUAUCUCCCACAUACUGGAUCUGACGAAAUUGAGCGCGAAAAUGGUGGAUGGUACAACCAGAGUGAAGCAAAGCUUGCGUGUUCAAUCGCUCAAGAUUUGGUUCUUGAGAGUGGCGUCAAGCAGGAAGACAUAUGCAUCAUGUCGCCGUUCGCUGCGCAAGUCAAACUCCUGCGCAAGCAGAUCCGGUCGUCCAAGUAUGCUGGCGGAUCUGGGCUAUGGGAUGUAAACAUUGGUCCCGUGGAAGCGUUUCAGGGCUUGGAAAAGAGAGUCGUGAUCAUCUGUACAACGAGGACGAGGCAGCGGUUUGUGGAAGAGGAUGUAAAGUGGGGCAUGGGCUUAGUCCACCAGCAGAGGAAGAUGAACGUCGCGCUGACACGGGCUAAAGAAGCACUGGUUGUAAUUGGGAGUCCCGAGGUGUUGGGUGCGGAUGAGCACUGGAGGGCAUGGAUGUCGUUUUGUGAAAGAAAUGGGUUGGUGAAUGAUCAGCUAGAGGUGUGGGAAAAUAGAGAGCAGUUCAAGGAUGGGAAGGUUGGUGUAUUGGAAAGAGCGCUGAUUGCUAAAGAAGAUGGAAUGCGGGAUGACUUAUCGCCAGCUUUGGGCGCUGCAGCUGCAGACUACGAUAUAGAUGGAGGAGAGUACGAAGCUUGGACCGAGAGUUUGCGAAAGGCUUUGGAUGGCGAGGAUGACGAAGUGGAUGAGGAAGGCUGCGACGAAGAAAGCGACACAUCAACGCCAGGAACGAUUGGUGACCCAUGCAAUAAAUAGCCUUGAAGAUAUGUAGGACAAGAUGCAAUUUAUGUAGAUAGCUUUGUUAGCCGUCUGAG